Messenger RNA from Epinephelus lanceolatus (giant grouper), 1755 nucleotides. RefSeq lists its product as uncharacterized. NCBI's taxonomy places the organism in Eukaryota, Metazoa, Chordata, Actinopteri, Perciformes, Serranidae. Gene Ontology annotation, cellular component: sperm head-tail coupling apparatus. The record is from RefSeq and is a predicted model, not a curated record. Gene Ontology annotation, biological process: spermatogenesis.
ACCAUAUAAAUUGUUGUAUGACGACUUGUUGUGAUAGGUGAUAUUUGCCUGUGUUGUAGGUGGACAUACUGCGGUCAGAGCUGGAGGGGACCCGGUCUGACAAUGCAAACCUUCGCCAUGAGAGCCAGCUGGUCAUGACUAAUGUCAACCGUUGGAUAACUGAACAGAAAGCUUCCAGUGAGAGCCUCGCUGCCCAGAUGAAGGCCCAAAACAAAGUGCUGCUCAUCGUCACCAAAGAGAAGGAACAUCUCCAGGACGCUAAUGACACAUUGAAGGCGGAGGUAAAGAGACUAAAAGAUGUGGCGGAUGAGAAGGAGAGAGACGCGGAACACUUCAAGGCCCGGAUCCAAGACCAGGACAUCCAGCGAGACGAGAGAACGAUGGAAAAGCAGGGUUGUAUGGCUCUAAACCUCAGCAAAAUCGAGGACAUGCAGACCAGACUGCGACGCAACCUGGAGGCCAUCGGAAUGCUAAAUCAACAAUUGAACUCCCUGGGCAGGGAGAAUAAGCGGUUGCGUAGGCAGCUGGAGGAGGAGAGGUCCAUGCGUCCUCCUCCCACAUCCCAGCAGUGCUCCUCUGUCCACCUCCCCCUCUCUCUCAGUGUCCGCCCACCUCCUCCCUCCACCUCCCUACCCUCAUCCCUCUGCCUCCCUCAUCCCCUGAGCCUGGACCCAGCGACAGCGGACACCCACGACAGGAUUCUAACCCAAACCAAGGUGAGCAGAGCCGGGCUGGGGAGACCAGGUGAGUCCGAGGCUUUGGGUGAAGCGUUCUGGAUUAGGCCCACCACCUCUCUGGAAGAUGCUCGGUCUAGGAGGACAAACCGGGAUCUGAACAAAUGAAGCCCCCUGAAGACUUUGACCUGUCAUGACUUCUUGACCCCCAGCUCCUCACCAGGGAGUGCACUCAGUAUGAGGUUAAUGUCCUGCAGGUCAAAGUCAAGUCCCAGGGUGCUUUUUGCCUGAGGGCGGCUCCAGAAGCAGCGAAUGAUGGAAUUCCCUCAAAUCAUCAAAAAUCAACUCUCGAGUACUGUGCCAUGAAGAGAUUUAUUCCAAGAACACAUAUUUUUUUACAGAUUUAAAAUCUGACACUUAACAUAAAAAAGCAAUUGACUGCAUCCUGCUCUGAGCAGUGGUAGCUUAUAACAUUAGCAAAUACUUCCUCAAAUAAUGAUCUUGUUUUGCAAGAAGACUGUAGCACUAAGCACUAAAAUAUUUUUUGCCUGCACUUAUUUAAAAAUUCCGACAUUUCGGAUGAGCUAUAAUCAAUUUCACUCAACUUAAAUAGGCAAAUGAGCUAAACAGAACAAGUGACUAACUGCAAAUUCUUUAGUGUUGAUGAAUGUGUCUCACACUGCACAAGAGAGAGUUGUGCGUUGGAUAAAUGAGGGAUGGCACAUCAUCAGUAUCCACAGACAUACCUCAGAUGUGGAUGUGGACGGCUGUAACACAGUCUCUGAUUACGCCGCAGCUGUGCGCCAUGUGUCCUGCAUCUACUGCGGUGACUGUGGCCGUGUGUCUGUAUGUGCGAGUACAUUAUGUGUCUGCGUGCUUCUGUCUCUGUGUAAGUGCCUGCGGGUGAGCAUGUGCUCAUGUGUGAUUGAGUAUAUUAGAUGUUUAUUGUCGUAGACGUUGUUUUAUAUUUUGUUUUAUACUUUAAAAACUAUUUAUUGAUUUCUCUCUGUUGCUGUUUUCGAGCCCCCGCGUUGUAAAAACGGGAAAAAUAAAAACAGAUGCAUUUGUAAGUGGUCGUACC